Messenger RNA from Lodderomyces orthopsilosis Co 90-125, 2214 nucleotides. RefSeq lists its product as uncharacterized. Lineage: Eukaryota; Fungi; Ascomycota; Pichiomycetes; Serinales; Debaryomycetaceae. Gene Ontology annotation, biological process: nucleoside diphosphate catabolic process. The transcript has a single exon. The coding region runs from base 1 to 2214 and encodes 737 amino acids. Gene Ontology annotation, molecular function: nucleoside diphosphate phosphatase activity. Gene Ontology annotation, cellular component: membrane. The record is from RefSeq and is a predicted model, not a curated record.
AUGGACCAACUCGCCCCCCAAGUUGCUAGACGAAAGAAACAUCAUGGAUCGAAGAAGAAACCUUUGAAAGCAGGUCCUGAGAUAUCUAAAAAUGGAGUACCUUACGAUUAUAUUGUGAUUAUUGAUGCGGGAUCAAAAGGUUCGAGGGUUCAUGUGUACAACUGGUUAAAUCCCGGCAUGGCGUUAGACAAAAAAAUCAAUUUCAGUCAAACUAAAAAAUUGGUAAAAAUGAAAGAUGACUCUGAUGACGGUGAAGAAUCAGAGGCAGACGACGACAGUGAUGACGACGACGAAGAUCCUAAAGAAAACAAGCUACUAUACCCCAAAAUCAAAACAAAAACUAGAUGGCACAAGAAAAUCACCCCCGGUAUAUCUUCAUUCAACAAAGCACCUCACAAAAUUGGCAAACAUCAUUUAUCAAAAUUAUUAUCACGGGCAAGCAAAAUUGUCCCUAAAGCUCAACAUCAUCGUACUCCUAUCUUCUUACAUGCUACUGCUGGGAUGAGACUACUACUGCCUACUGAACAACAACAAAUAUUGAAUGAAAUUUGCCUAUUCUUUGAAAAUAAAUCAGAUUUUUUCAUUCCGGAUUGUGCAUCUCAUGUUAAUGUUAUAGAUGGUGAUUAUGAAGGGUUGUAUGGGUGGUUAUCGAUAAACACCUUAAUUGGUGCAUUUGGUGAUCCUUCUUCUCAUCAACAUGGGAAAAAUCACACCACAUAUGGGUUAUUAGAUAUGGGAGGUGCUUCAACUCAAGUGGUUUUUCAACCUAAUAUAACUGAAGUUGAUGAACAUCAGAAUAACUUAUAUCAUCUAGAUUUACGUCAAGUGCCUACAAUUGAUGAUAAUAAUCAGGAUUAUAAAGUUCCUCAACAAGUUGAGUAUAAUGUUUACUCUGAUUCAUUUUUGGGGUUUGGAAUGUAUCAAGCAAGAAGCAAGUACAUGAAAUCACUUAUUGCUUCUGAUGAUAAAGAAGACGAAUAUCAUUAUUGGGGGUUGAGUAAAUCCCCCAUUAAUGACCCAUGUAUACCAAAGGGGUUCACAACAUCAGAUUAUGUAAAUGAUCGUUCAUAUGAUUUCAUUGGAGAAUCCGAUUUCGAAAAAUGUUUAACCGAAAUAUUUCCCGUUUUACAAAACUCUACGCAUGGAGGUGGAGGUCCAAAGACAAAUUGUAAACAAUUUAAUGAAGGUGAUGAAGUUAGUACUUGUUUAUUAAAUGAGUUGAUUCCAUCAUUUGAUUUUGAUGUGAACCAUUUCAUAGGUGUAAGUGGAUACUGGGAUGCGAUUGAAGACUUGUUGUCACAACAACAAGAUGAUAAUAAACGAGACAAGAUGAAGGAUCAAAAAAACACCUAUGAUUAUAAAAAGAUUUUCAACAAGACGCAAAAAGUGUGUUCACAAUCGUGGUCGAGUAUCUUAGAGUUGAACUCACAAAAGGAAUACAAAGAUCAACUCAGUGAGGAGGAAUUAUCAACAUUAUGUUUUAAAUCUUCAUGGAUCCUCAAUUUUCUACAUUUGGGACUUGGUUUCCCAAGGUUUGGUAUUGAUAAUAUCACCAAUGACAAUAAAGGAUUUGAGACCUUACAAUUGGUUGAACAAUUGGGUGGAUCUUCAUUCUCAUGGGCAUUAGGACGAGCUGUCCUUUAUGCUAAUGAUGAAUAUAUUCAAGCUUAUAACAAUCAUACCAAACGGAUUGCCAAUGAUGAUAAAACAGAGUCAACCAUUCAAGUCAAACGACCGGGGUUUUAUCACAGUUCAUCUCCUAAUAUCUACCAAUUUGGUGCUGAACAAAAUGGUAUUAUGUCAAGACCAAGCUAUGUCAAAAUGGACGCUACUAAAUUACACUAUUUUGAUUAUGAAACUAAUGAAGAAACUGAUCAUGAAUCAGCGUGGAAUAUUGAACCUCAUCGAUGGUAUGGGCUCAUUAUAUUUGCCGUAUUGUUGAGUUUUGUAAUGUGGUUGAUGUUGGGAGUCAGGAACAGAGCAUUGUUUGUGACUAAAGUUACCAGUGGGUUGAAGAAGUUGAUCAAGAUGACUCCUGGGUACAAUGAAGCGAAGUAUACUAGUGUACCCAGUCGUGGUGGUGGUGGUGGUGUUGAUGAUAUAGAGUUGGGUUUGGAAUUGAAUGAAUUAGGUAAAGAUGUAGAUGACCAAUUUGAAAUUGGAGACGAUGAUGACGAAGAAAGGGAAGAAGAAGAGGGACAACGCAGGGUGUAA